Messenger RNA from Xiphias gladius (swordfish), 5349 nucleotides. It is a transcript of the gene aox6, whose product is annotated as aldehyde oxidase 6. The record is from RefSeq and is a predicted model, not a curated record. The coding region runs from base 333 to 4262 and encodes 1309 amino acids. Lineage: Eukaryota; Metazoa; Chordata; Actinopteri; Istiophoriformes; Xiphiidae. The transcript has 34 exons. Gene Ontology annotation, molecular function: FAD binding; iron ion binding; 2 iron, 2 sulfur cluster binding.
GAAGAAGAAGACGACAUACUAAUGCUAGCCUACACAAUACCAUCUCUUUUUUCAGACUUGUUGUUUUUUUUGUGAAUACUUGGUAGUUUAAUCUUGUUAAGCCUUUAAAAAAAAAAAAAAAAAAAUCUAUAUUCAAAUUAAACCAAAGCCCAAAAGGUCCACCGGAAGCACUGUGUUAUUUUGUUGGGUAGUUCAAAUGAGCUAAAUUGAGCUUUUCACAUGGUUUGCAUAUACAAUUGCCACCUUCAAAGCGACGGCAGCCUUCACACAGCUCUACGUGCAGUCGAGUGUAACCUCAAAAGGUAACAGAAAACCAUGCAGACCCUGAAACGAUGCUGUUGUCCUUCCUCAGGGAGAAACUGAGGUUAACUGGAACCAAGUAUGGCUGCGGCGGUGGAGGCUGCGGGGCGUGCACAGUUAUGGUGUCUCGCUAUCAACCCGCCACCAAAACCAUCAUACAUUACUCAGCCAACGCCUGCCUCCUGCCGCUCUGUCAGCUUCACGGAGCUGCAGUCACCACGGUGGAAGGCGUCGGCAGCACCAAGACCAGGAUCCACCCUGUUCAGGAGCGAAUAGCGAAGGCUCAUGGCUCUCAGUGUGGCUUCUGCACUCCAGGGAUGGUGAUGUCCAUGUACGCCCUGCUGAGGAACAAACCUCAGCCCACCAUGGAGGACAUCACCCAGGCUCUGGCUGGUAAUCUGUGUCGGUGUACUGGAUAUCGACCUAUUGUUGAUGGCUGCAGGACCUUCUGUCAGGAAACCAACUGUUGCCAAAUCAAUGGAGUCAGAAACUGUUGCCUCAAUGGAGAGGAAAAUACUGACGAACCAGAGCAUGAAAAGGCACAGCUGUUUGACAAGGAGGGGUUUCUGCCGCUGGACCCGACACAAGAGCUGAUCUUCCCUCCUGAAUUGAUUCUGAUGGCAGAGACUGCGAACCCACAGACACUCACCUUCCAUGGGGAGAGGCUGACCUGGGUGUCCCCCGCCUCUCUGGAGGAGUUGGUCCAGCUAAAGACCAGUAACCCUAAAGCUCCGCUGGUCAUGGGCAACACCAACUUAGGUCCAGAUAUGAAGUUCAAAGGUGUCCUGCAUCCGCUGCUAAUAUCUCCAACCAGAGUUAUGGAGCUGUAUGAGGUCACUCAGACACCACAGGGUGUUUGGUUGGGAGCUGGCUGCAGUCUGUCCGAGGUUCAGUCCCUUUUGGACAAGCUGGUUUCUCAGUUGCCAGAGGAGAAGACCGAACUCUUCAAGGCCCUGAUCCAGCAGCUGUGUAAUCUGGGAAGCCAGCAGAUCCGCAAUGUUGCUUCUCUUGGAGGCAACAUCAUGAGCGCGUACCCUAAUUCAGACCUGAACCCUGUUUUGGCUGCUGGGAACAGCAAAGUGAGCGUCAUUUCCAGCGGAGGAAGACGAGAGGUUCCUCUAAAUCAAGACUUCUUCGUGAGCUUUGGGAAAACCAUCCUGAAACCAGAAGAGAUUGUUGUGUCUGUUUUCAUUCCCUUUUCCAGAAAGGGGGAGUUUGUUCGAGUUUUCCGGCAGGCUCCGAGGAAGGAGAGCUCUUUUGCCACCGUGACGACAGGGAUGAGGGUAUUUUUCUCGGAGGGUUCUAGGGUGGUUCAGGAUGUCAGUAUUUACUACGGAGGAAUGGGACCGACCACUGUCAGUGCUGCCAAAACCUGUGCAGCUAUCGUCGCAAGGCCAUGGGAUGAUGAAACCCUCAGCCAGGCCUAUGACAUCCUCCUGGACGAGUUGGCCCUCCCUCCUUCGGCUCCUGGAGGGAAAGUAGAGUUUCGGCGGUCCCUGACUCUCAGCUUCCUCUUCAAAUUUAACCUGCAGGUCCUGCAGAAGCUAAGAGAAAUGAAUGUGAUUGCAGACGAGCUUCCUGAGAAGAUGCAGAUCAAGCCUUUACCCAGAGAGAUCCACCCCAGCCUGCAGGAGUUCCAGCACGUGUCAAAGGGCCAGAGUGACCAGGACCCAGUGGGGCGUCCCAUCAUGCAUCGCUCUGCUCUCAGCCAGGCCACAGGUGAAGCUGUCUACUGCGACGACAUCCCCAGAACAGACGGGGAGCUCUUCCUGGCUCUGGUCACUAGCUCUCGAGCACACGCUAAGAUCACAGGACUGGACGUGAGCGAGGCUCUGCAGCUUCCUGGUGUUGUCGAUGUCAUCGCGGCCAAAGAUAUACCCGGGAAGAAAGUCCGUGCAAUGUUUGGUUAUGAUGAGGAGUUGCUUGCUGAGACAGAGGUGUCGUGCAUCGGCCAGAUGUUAUGUGCGGUGGUCGCUGAUACGAGGGCGCACGCCAAGCGAGGUGCAGCAGCUGUGAAGAUCAGCUAUGAAGACCUGCCGGACCCUGUUUUCACAGCAGAGGAAGCCAUUGAAAAGUCAUCUUUCUUCGAGCCACGGAGGAUGAUCGAGACAGGAAAUGUAACUGAAGCCUUUAAAAGUGUUGAUCAGGUUUAUGAAGGAGAGAUACGAAUGGGUGGCCAGGAGCAUUUCUACAUGGAGACUCAGAGUAUGCUGGUUGUUCCUGUCGGUGAGGAAACAGAGUUCAAUGUUUACGUCUCCUCUCAGUGGCCCACUUCAGUUCAGGACGCUGUUGCGGAGACGCUGGGCAUCCCGUCCAACAGAGUCACCUGUCACGUCAAAAGGAUCGGCGGAGCGUUCGGAGGGAAGAUCACUAAAACCGCCAUUCUGGCUUGUAUCACCUCUGUGGCUGCAUGGAAGACCAGUCGUGCAGUCCGCUGUGUUCUGGAGCGAGGUGAGGACAUGUUGAUCACGGGAGCUCGUCACCCCGUCCUGGGAAAGUACAAGGUGGGUUUCAUGAGUGAUGGAAGGAUAGUGGCUGCAGAUAUCCAGUACUACGCCAAUGCUGGCAACACUGUGGAUGAAUCUGUUCUGAUCGUUGAGAAGAUUUUGCUCCACAUGGACAACGCCUACAACAUCCCCAACCUGCGAGGCUGCGCCGCCGCCUGCAGGACCAACCUGCCCUCCAACACUGCCUUCAGGGGCUUCGGCGUGCCCCAGAGCAUCUUGGUCGUGGAGAACAUGGUCAACGAUGUGGCUGUGGUGCUGGGACGCCCUGCAGACCAGAUUCGGGAGAUCAACAUGUACAAGGGUCUGUCAGUCACCCACUACAAGUUUGAGUUCAGCCCGGAGAACAUGCUGCGCUGCUGGGAGGAAUGUAAGGCCAAGUCUGACUACAGCGCCCGCCAAAGAGCCGUCGAGCAGUUUAACCAGCAGAACCGCUGGAGGAAGAGGGGGAUGUCCAUCAUUCCCAUUAAAUAUGGCAUCGCAUUUAGUGAGAGCUUCUUAAAUCAGGCUGCCGCUCUGGUCCACAUCUAUAAAGACGGCUCCGUUCUGGUCACUCACGGCGGGACGGAGAUGGGUCAGGGAAUCCACACUAAAAUGCAGCAGGUCGCAAGCCGGGAGCUUCAUAUCCCCUCCUCCAAGAUUUACAUAAGUGAAACCAGCACCAACACUGUUCCCAACACCUGCCCUUCUGCUGCUUCCUUCGGCACCGACGCCAACGGCAUGGCAGUCAAGAAUGCCUGCCAGACUCUGUACCAGCGACUGGAGCCAAUCAGGCAGAAGGACCUCAAAGGAUCUUGGGAGAGUUGGGUCAAGGCGGCAUUUUUUGAGAAAAUCAGUUUAUCAGCUACCGGAUUUCACAGAGGUCCAGACCUUUACAUGGACUGGGACAACAUGGAGGGUCAGCCUUAUGCUUACUUCACAUUCGGAGUGUGUUGCUGUGAGGUGGAGCUGGACUGCCUCACAGGAGACUACAGGACUGUGAGGACAGACAUUGUGGUCGACAUCGGCAGGAGCGUGAACCCCUCUGUGGACAUUGGACAGAUUGAAGGAGCGUUCAUGCAGGGUUUGGGUCUCUACACUCUGGAGGAGUUGAAGUUUUCCCCCUCUGGGCUCCUGUACUCUCGAGGUCCGUCUCAGUAUAAGAUCCCCGCGGUGUGCGACGUGCCGCUUCGAUUGAACGUCUAUCUGCUGUCAGACUCCCACAACCCCCACGCCAUCUACUCCUCAAAGGGUAUUGGAGAACCCAUUCUCUUCCUUGGCAGUUCAGUGUUCUUUGCCAUCAAAGACGCCGUGGCCGCGGCUCGCUCUGAGUCCGGUCUAGUCGGCCCAUUUUCCCUGGACAGCCCAGCGACACCGGAGAGGGCCUGCUUAGCCUGCGCCUCCCCGUUCACUCAGAAGGUAACAGUACUAAAAUACUGGUGUUCUGACUCAGUAAGUGCACUGGUAAACACAUAUUAACCCUUUUAUCAGCACUGUCUGCGGUGAUUUGCCCGACAUGGAUUUUGCCAAAAGUGGACAUUUUUAUUUACAGACAGUUUGUAUCUUUUCAAGUUUUCAGUGUUUCUUCCUAAAUAUUCUUUUGUCAAGGUGGAAAAUCUCCCGAAGCAGCAGAAGAGAAAUCCUAGGACGCAAGAAUUAUUAAUUCACUGAAAAUAAUUAAAUGAUUAAAUAAAUGAAUAUUCAGUGAGAAUAAAAGAUCCUGUCUGCUCAUCCAGCCCAAUUACCUCUGGAGCUGUCGUCAGACAAGAACCUGGGUUUUAGCUGGUAUUUAAUUCAAUUCCAUUAUGGAUGAUAUUAGAAAGCUGAUACCUGUCUGAUCCUGUUACGUACAGGAGGCCACUGUACAAGACUUCAUUUAUUUUCCCGGAAUUUAUUAACCAGUCUUUUUUUUAUCUUCCCCAUUGUUUUCUACUUGUGACAGUAAACCAGGCAAAGACCAGUAAACUAAGACAAAUGUAAAAAAUGGGGUAAACUAAACUACUCUAAUUUCAUUCUGAUAAAGUAAGCUUACUUCAACAAAAUAAAUAAAGGAAAUAAGUGAAAUCACUUCAUCGCUUAUUGCUGCAAAAAAAACAGCAUAUGGAAAUGAUUGCUGUACCUUUGCCAUUCAUGUCUGUUAAUGUUUGUUUGUUUGUUUGUUGUUUUAUUCUGUUUCCAGAUUCCAGCCAGCAAACCCGGAUCUUUCAAACCGUGGGCCUUAAACAUCUAAAACUGAAACUUGUUUUGUUUUUCAUGUGAUCAAACUAAAGCUAGACUGACUGUAGACUAAAUGAAACUAACAAUAAUUAACAAAUACAGUUAUUUUACUAAUAGAAAAUAUCUUUACAUGUCAGUUGUUACCAAAGAAAUUAGACUUUUGACCAACACCAUAUGGCACAUUUAAACUCAUUCUCAACCAUGUAUAAUGUGAAAUGAAUGCAUCAUGACCGCUGGAUUUUACAGCACAUUUGAAUGUUUUUGCUUAUGCACUUGUCCCCCAGCGUCGCUUUUUCAACAACAGAAUAAACAAUUGAAAAAAUAUUUAAUAUAUCACAUAUAUCCACUG